CGGUGUCAACGGAGCGAAGGUUUGGUGGCACGGCGAGAGGGUUAAAAGGUGGCAUCUCUUUUUGGGGUUUUUCAGCUCGUCCGUCCGUCCGUUUCAGUCGCCGAUGGAGCAAGCCGGCGUGUCCAAGUUGGCGAGCCUCGCCGUCGUCCUGUGGGCAAUACCCAUGCAGGUGACCUGCCUCAAACGAUUCGAGGAUGUCUUGGCGGCUGGGAAAGAUUAUCUCUCAGGGGUGGGAGGCUCGGCCCCCCAUGGCUGGCAGCAGGCCUCUGCUGCUUGGAACGACACCGCGUACCCCGUGUGGCCCCCCAACGACACGCGCUGGGAGAGCAACUGGCGAGGCGGCCGCAUGAAGGUGAUGCUGACCAGCGACGGGCCGGCCCUGGUGGGCUCUCGCAUCACAUUCUACUCGCAGCUCCACUUCCCCCGCGGACAGCGGGCACAGCCCAACGGCCGCGCCGCCUGGGCCCAGAACGGCACCGUCGACGGGAGCCCCGUGAGUGCUGGUGACGAGGUGUACCCGGAGCUGAGCGAGAAGGGCCCGGGAGGCCGCCGCUCGUUCCCCGACGGGCGCCCCAUGAAGAGGGGCAGGCGGGACGAGGACUACGUCUACGUGUUCUACACCAGGGGUCGAUUCUGGGAGAUCGGAUCUCAGGUGACGGCGACGGUGACCAUCGACACGAAGGACAUCCCCCUGGGCGUCCACGUGGUGCAGCUGCUCGUCUACCAGGAGCGCCACAACAACCAGUUCAUCCCUCUCGGCAACGCCACCGCAGAGUACACCAUCACCGACCAAAUCCCGUUCAGCGUGGAGAUCAGCCAGCUCGACGACCAGAACUACCUGGACAACCGCUUCGUGGAAAACCGCGACGUCAUCUUCACGGCCCUGGUGAACGACCCGAGCGGCUACCUGCGCGACAGCAUCGCGGAGCUCACCUACACCUGGAACUUCGGCGACGAGAGCGGCUCGCUCAUCACGCAGAUGCCCACGUGCCGUCACGCGUACCCGGCCGCGGGCAACUACCGCCCGCAGCUGGUGCUGAGCGCGAUCAUCCCCACCGAGUGCGGCACCCUCAACGCCACCGUCAUUCCCGACGAGACCACGCGCACCACCACCACCACCACCACCACGACCACCGCCACCACGACCACCACCACCACCGUCGCCGUCACCACCGCUGCCACCGCGGCCACGACCGCCGCCGCCGGCGCUGCCACCACCCCGUCCGCUCCUGGUGGACCCACCACUCCAGCUGCUGCGUCUGCACGGACGGUCACCACCGAAGUGCCAGCCACGCCAAACCCGGCCGCCUUGCUGAUGCUGACCGCGGCGUCUCAGCUGCCCGCUGAACCCGACGGGCAGACGACGCCGCCACCAUCGACGGCGGCUCCGGUCAGCCAGGAGGAGGCGGUGGUGGUCACCCUCUCAGCCUCGGAGCCGACGGUGGAGGGCAGCAGCAGCAGCGUCGUCCCCGCAGCCACCGUCAGCGAUGAGGCCGACGUGGCCACGGCGGCGUCUCCGUCGUCUCCGGCGUCUGCGGCGUCUCCGGCGUCUGCGGCGGCUCCGGCGUCUCCGUCGUCUGCGGCGUCUCCGGCGUCUGCGUCGUCUGCGGCGUCUCCGUCGUCUGCGGCGUCUCCGGCGUCUGCGGCGUCUCCGGCGUCUGCGGCGGCUCCGGCGUCUCCGGCGUCUGCGGCGGCUCCGGCGGCUCCGGCGUCUCCGGCGGCUCCCAGCGAGGCGGCGGUGGCGGCGCUGCGUCUCGUCAAGCGGCAGGCUGUCGCGUGGAGACCCCCGCACUGCCAAGUUCACCGCUACGGCAGCUUCAGCACGCGCAUCACCGUAGUCCCUGAGAUCCAGAGUGUCAAGGUGGUGGCGCUGACCAGCGCUCAAGCUGGCGGUAGCACCCUGCCGGGCCUCGUGAACUUCAUGGUUACCUGCGAGGGCAGCCUGCCCACGCAGGUGUGCACGGUGGUGUCCGACGCGGCGUGCGUCAGGGCGCAGAGCUCCGCGUGCCGCAACGUGAGCGGUGCCGCCGGGGGCGGCUGCGAGGUCGCCGUGCAGGAGAGCUUCAACGCGAGCGGCACCUACUGCCUCAACGUGACGCUCUCGGACGACGUCAGCCUCGCCGUGUCCAGCACGCAGGUCACCGUCGGCCUAGAUGGAUCUGGCUCAUCUUCGGCCCUGAAGUCGGCCAUCGUUGCCGGCGUCUUUCUGGCCAUCGCCAUCGCCGGAGCUGCCGUCUACGUUAAUCGGCGAUUCAAAGAAUACUCGCCCGUCUACCAGCACGUGGCGGAGAACGGAGCGGCUGCCGGCGGAUCGUGGGCCUCUUACGCCGGGAUGCGGAGGCUCCUGGGCCUGGGCAGAAACGAAGAGGCCAGCCCGCUGCUCGCGACAACGGCGGCCACUGGGCGCAUCGUCUGAGCCGAGCCAUCUCUGGCAAGGCGGCCGGUCACCAGGCGGCCUACGGCUGUCAGUCGCCUGUGAGCUGCAAGUCAACCCUCGAUAAUAUACACGUUACAGGGACGCCUGUACUUACGAACGAGUUAAGUUCCAGAGGUACUGUUCGUAAGUCGAUUUGUUCGUACGUCGAUUUGUUCGUGAGUUCAACUUUACUACUGUCGAUUCCAGACACGUUGUACGGCGUGUACACUAAACACGGGUAAUGGCUUUAAAAGUUGUGUAAUCUCCUGUAGAUGUAGAUGCCACUGGUCCUUCACGUUCUGCAGAUGUAGAUGCCACCACUGCCAUCUAUUGCGCGGCGGUUGAGCUUACGACUCUCGGGUCCGGACAGGCAACUGGACAUACGGACCAGGUUUGUUCGUAUCUCUGAAAGUUCUUAAGUCGAAUGUUCGUGAGUAGAGGCGUCCCUGUACACUAAAAACAAUUGACCAUAACAAAAAAAAUAGACGAAGGUUUUAAGGAAAUGAUGGGGUGGGGGUGGUAGUUGGUUUGUGUUGAUUUGGCACUCUGAAAUGCAUUGGAACAAAUGAAACUACCCUUGUGUCGUCAUGUGUGUCGUCACGUGUGUGCGACACAUUGGCAGCUGCCCACAACCAUGGGGGUGGGGGGGGGGGGGGUACCCCUAUGCAAAAAAAAAAUGAACGACACGACAGCUGCCGGGGCAUUGGGAUGAUGGAGAUGAGAUGCGAUGUUGAGGUGCUCUGAGACACUGGAGCGUUUACCCAAUGAACACGCAAAUCCUCGUCUCGGCCGUCCUGACGGUCCUGCUGCAGUCUGGCCACGGCCCCCCCCCACCCCCCCUAGUGGCAGCUGUCCCUGUGUGGCACCGCGGCGAAACGUCGCAGCGAGGCGCGACUGUGGGGCAUGUGUCUGGCCAGCGUUUUUUUGCUUCUUCUUUUUCGCAAUUUAAGUAAUCCGUGAGUGAUUCGAUAAAUUUAGGCGAUAAAAAAAAACAAAUUCAUUUUUUUUACAUACUCUUUGGUUCUUUCGGUUAACUCACGACGUUUUGAUCGCAACACAAGCGGUCGUCAUCAGGCAUAGGAGUCAGCCUCUAAAGGCAAACUGUUUUUAAGGGUUUGGGGAUGGGCGUAGCCCAAGUGCACCAACAGCACCAGGAGCACGGGCGGUGCACGAGUGUCAAUGCAGCAACAAUGCCAAUGAAGCAGCAAUCCCAAUGCAGCAACAAUGACAAAUGCUGGGGAUGCGGAGGGAAAUUAACUUGUACCCGGUAGAUAUGAUGGAACAACGCCCAUCCCCAGACCGUUAUAAACAGUUUGCCUUUAGAAGCCGACUCCUUUGCCUGAUGACGACCGCUUGUGUUGCGAUCGAAACGUCGUGAUUUGUUUAAUUCUAUUUCUACCUACGCGACUAUACCAAAGGAACCAAAGAGGAUGGAUUCCUGCAGUCACGAAAGCUUCAAAUCAAGAUUGUUCAUUGGUUUACCUGACGCAGAGUGGCGGCCGUCGCCGUAUCUCGCCCAUCGUACCAACGUGGGCAGACCACUGACGUCUGUUUGUGGGGGGCCUUAGCCAUAGCCUGCCCCCCCCCCUCCCCCCCACACCAACCUCACCGCGCACGGUAAUUUAACGGUGCUUUAGGACCAUUGGCUGUGCGUGCGAUAAUCCGAUCGAGUGUUUCCACAACAACCAGCCACCGUCAGCACCAAUAACCACCACCAACCAACACAGACCAGUGAAAGAGAUGUGGUCAAACAACAACCACAACGCGGGGAGAGGCUCUCUCAUCCAGCAGCGGCAUAGCCCGCGGCCUGUAAAUUAUUAUCGACCGUUGUGUUUAUCGUACGCAGUGGCCUGAGCCUGCAAUUGCGGGGCUAAAUUCCUCUAAUAUUUUUGUUCAUUCUCAUCGUCCGUGGAGCGGUGGAGGUGAAUGUAUCCGAUGUUAGUUGGCGCAUUUAUGACAACCGAGAGAGACAAUCUGAUCAGCUUUGGGACAUUCCCCGUAGCUGAACAUUUGCUUUUACCCCCCCCCCCACUUCAUUUAACCGCGUAUUCUGCCACCGGUUCUUAUAACCACCGAUGGGAUUGGUGGCUUGAGUUACUUAUAUUGUAGGAGAAUAAUAUAUCCAAUUUAGCACAGAUACGUAGCACAUUGAUGUGCAAUGUCCUUAAUGGUUACCAAAAAUCACCCCGAGCUAAUAAAUCCUCUGAUACCUGGUACGGUUCGCCGUUUGGCCUUUUCUGGUCUGAAACUCGCGAGACGAGGCCACAAAGAAGGCUGCCGUCUCUCUGGCGUAUGCCAGUCAGUUUCAAAGACAAUGCAAAUAUUAUUAUCAGAGCAUGUUUGUUUGAAUGUUCACCACAAGUAGCGUGUGUGGUUAAUGCAGUAAUUUGAUUCCUUGCAAAAGGUAUCCAUUCGGUGUUUGAACAUCUUCACACAACUCCUGUUCUAUUGCCAGAAAGGGUAAAAAAAAACCUUUUCUUAUUUUUCAUGCUUAUUUAGAGUUAAGUCACUCAAGCCCGUGACCAGACUUGCAACCGAGAGAGGUUCUCCGGCUGGGCUCCAUCUCAGUUGUUGAAACGGUGGGUUGCGCCUCUCCUGAAAUCAACGACCGCCACCUCCGUCCCACCGGCACAAUUGUCGCCGCUCGGGCAAAGUCACUUGCGCGGCGGGGCAGAGUGUGGGGUAGCUCCCGCGACACGCAUUUUUUCUUUUUUUGCGCCGACGUCUUGCCGGCGUGGACGAGUAGGCCAAGUGCCCUCUUCGUGUGCGAGGGCCCCUUUCUGGCAGCAGGUUGUGCGGGCAGGGCAAACAGUUGCAGGGCCGCACCUUUGACUUUUAAAUGCAUUGUACUGCCAAUUGGCUGAUUUUGGCCUAAAAGCGCUGUUAGGUGUAGUGUGAGCCGGCCUGAGUUGAGUGUUUUGUACCCACAUGCAUUCAGUAUUUUGGCCAUAAAAUGGUGCUUUUUUUGACCUGUGCCAACGGCGUAGCUUGUUUACCGAACGUAACAAUAAAAUGACAUCGGGACAAUGUUCA
Messenger RNA from Petromyzon marinus (sea lamprey), 5449 nucleotides. RefSeq names its product melanocyte protein PMEL-like. The record is from RefSeq and is a predicted model, not a curated record. Gene Ontology annotation, cellular component: melanosome; plasma membrane. Gene Ontology annotation, biological process: melanosome organization. Lineage: Eukaryota; Metazoa; Chordata; Hyperoartia; Petromyzontiformes; Petromyzontidae.